This is a messenger RNA of Paramecium sonneborni, 284 nucleotides long. The record is from the annotation of a GenBank genome assembly. Lineage: Eukaryota; Ciliophora; Oligohymenophorea; Peniculida; Parameciidae.
AUGAUCUUACCACCAUUAAUCAUAGAAGCUAGAUCUAUAAGUAUGAAGAAAUAAGAAAUUAAUUUCAAAUAGGAAAACAUUUUUAGUAAUGUUUUUAGUCCAAAUCGUAGUUAACAUAGUCUAAAUUUAUAAAGGAAAAAAAAAAUGCUCUAAAAUUAGUUACAUUUUGUAUAUUUUUUAAUUUUUAUUUAUAUAAGGUGAACAAAUCUCAUUUAAAUAGUGAUUAACUGUCAGAGAUUUAUUAUUUCAGAACCAGAUUCAACAAAUAAUUUAAACUUGAAUGA